AUGCAAUUGUCAAAAUAUCCAAAAAAUUUAGAAGAAAUGAAAAUUGCUCGUUAUUUCUUCCAAUUACUUUUUAACUGUUCUUUCGACAAUUUUCGAAUUCAUCAGGCAAUAAUUAACCCGCAAAUGAUUGAAUUAUUGUUUGUUAAUGAAAUUGCAAGAAAUGUGCCUUUACAAAUUCAUUCUCAAGAAACGUGGUUACUUCUUUACGAUGACCAUCUUUUAAACUUUCUUGCAAACCAUUUGGUUACUAAUCAUUUUUACGUUGAGUUUGAUGACCGUUUCGAUGAAGAGGAAAAUGUGGAUAUUUUAUUUAAAAUUUUGGCUAUUGGAGGAAUCAAAUCUUCUAGAAUUACUUUUUUGCACCUUAGCUCGAAGCUUUACAAUUGUAUUAUUGAGAAUAUAGCAGCAUCACAAGACAUUUUUAAAAUGCCGAACGAAAUUGGAUUUAAUGGUAUAUGGGGACCUUUAAUUUCGAGUGAAAGAGCAACAAAUGUUGAAGUGACUACUGUUGAAGACGAACUUAAAUGUACAAAAUUUCAACUUGUCAAUAAAUACAAUCCAAAAAUGGUGUUUUCUGUGUCUAUUGAAGAGUGCUAUACUGAUAUACAUGUGGCAGGUCAAGAAAAUAAGGAGAUAGGAGUUAUAGCUGAAAUUAAAAAAAUUGAGUGAUUUAUAUAUGUUUAUAUGCGUAUAGGUAUGUGUUUGGAUUAUUAAUUAGAGUUGUGUUGGCGACUUGUUUUAUUAACCGAUUCCCUCUUGGUUUUCAGUUGAUUCAGAUUUUGAGAAUUUUUUUUCGAUUUUGGCUUUUAGUUUAAAUAGCAGGUAUUUUUAGAGAUCGGCACAGGACAGGAUCCCGCACAGGAUUUUUCAGGAUCCUGUCCGAAAUCCUGCCUUUUUUUCAGUUUUCAGGAUUAUCAGGAUUCCAGGAUUUUCAGGAUUAAUUUUGCAGGAUCCUGUCCUGUUCGAAAUUUUUAAACCCAAUUCUGAUACAGGAUCCGUCCUGUUAAUUUUCACUGUUCAGGAUUUUAUUUUUGUCUUCCUAGCCUUCCAAAAUCUUCAAAAUUUUCCAAAUCUUCAUUUCCUAAUCUUCAAAUCCAAAAAGUCCCCAUUACUUGGUACUCCACUUACACAACUUGAAAUAC
Molecule: messenger RNA, 1142 nt
Organism: Meloidogyne enterolobii
Lineage: Eukaryota; Metazoa; Nematoda; Chromadorea; Rhabditida; Meloidogynidae
Source: the annotation of a GenBank genome assembly